Molecule: messenger RNA, 1772 nt
Organism: Anopheles stephensi (Asian malaria mosquito)
Lineage: Eukaryota; Metazoa; Arthropoda; Insecta; Diptera; Culicidae
Exons: 3
Coding region: 59-1603 (514 amino acids)
Source: RefSeq, a predicted model, not a curated record
UCCGGGCAAAAAACACGAAUAAAACACCAUCCAAACUCUGGUCAGCAGUGUUUGUUGUAUGUUUAGUGGCUUCGCUGUGAUAAGAUUAGACAUUCUGCCAACGAACUUCAACAUAAAAUUAACCUUCUAUGAAUGUGUGUGCGUGUGUGGAGCUACUGUCACGCGUACGCGCUUGUUUUCGUCGCGGCAAGCAGUCAGUUGGUUUCGGAAUCUCCACCACGAUUGGCCACAAAGACGUAACGAUCCACAAUUAGUGAUGGCACAAGAGCGGAAAGAGAAAUUUCUAACCACGGAACUGGUAAACAAAAUCAUCGAAUCGAACGAUGAUCUUAAUGGCUACCGUCUAGUGUCCGACAGUGACUGUGUACUAACAACCCCGCAAGGUUUAGAUGGGUUUAUGUCAGUCAUACACCGGUUAACAUUAAACCUUACGCAUACGACCACUGGCGCUACGCGAUGUCUCACCGUGAUGGUGAAGGUGAUGAAAGGUGAUGACGGGUUUCGCAAGAAAUCACUCGGACUCGUACUGUUCCCGAACGAGAUAAACGUUUAUUCGGCGGUAAUACCUGCGUUUGAGCGAUUGAUACGCAAUGCCAACGCAAAGAUCGAUCUGCACACGCUCUGUCCACGAAUCUAUGUUGCCGAGACUGGGGUAACAUAUCCCAGCUACAGCGAUCAGGAAGAAACUUUUCUCGUGAUGGAAGACGUCUCGGCAAGAGGGUUUGUUCCGGGACCAAGGUUGAAUCUGGACAAACCACACCUAACGCUAAUGGCACGCAAAGUAGCCCAGUUUCACGCAUGCUCUUAUGCACUACGCAUUGGAGGUCAAUCGGAGAUGCUGAGCGAUUUGGUGAAACGCAUUAUUCCACUCAACUUUGUGCAGGAUGGAAAAAUCUUCUUCGAAAGUUACGAUAUCGUGUUUAAGGUUGUUUUCGAACGACUUUUUGCUUAUUUUGACGAAAAACCGGAGCUACUCAAAUCGGACAGUAUACGCGAUCGGGUGCAAACUUUACGACGACAGUAUGGAACUACUCCCUCCGAACUGAUGCAACGAUGUCUCGAGCGGGAUGACGUUUAUUCGGUGAUUCUACACGGCGACUACAACCGCAACAAUGUGCUCUUCCGCUAUGACGCCGAUGCGCCCCAAGAUGUAAUGCUUAUCGAUUUUCAGGAGAAUCGUUACGGUUCACCGGGUCUCGAUCUGUCGUUCUUCAUGUACAUGAACAUGCCGCCGGAGGAUUGGGCUAACGGUGGCUGGGAAUAUUUGCUAACGGUUUACCACCAGGAGCUGAUACGUUGUGUUUGUGACAUUCUGAAACUACAACCAGAUGAUCCAGCUUUACAAGCGUACAGCUUUGAUGCGAUGCAACAACAUCUUAAACAGCACUUUAUUUAUGGAGCGAUCAUAGCGAUCAAAUUUCUACCAUGUAUGCUGGCGAACGAGCAAGAGGUAGAAGAAAUUGUUCACCAUUUCCACAAGGAUGUUACGGCGGACGCGUUUCGUCAAAUUUAUCUGACUGCAGGAGGCGAGAUAGUGAACGAUAGAAUCUCCCGGGUGAUGGUGCAUGCUGCUCAGCAGGGCUAUCUGGAUAUGAUCAUGUGAUGGAUGGAUAUGAGAUAUUAUUACCAAUAUUUAGAAGCAUUUCUCAAAAGAUUUUUUUUUUUACUUUUAUAUGAUAAGAUAUUCCUGGAAUCAUCCUACACUAAAUUAAAAGCGCAGCUUACAAACACUACAAAGAAAUAGAACCUUUUUGUAACAAGGUUCCAAGCAA